Molecule: messenger RNA, 1820 nt
Organism: Vespa velutina
Lineage: Eukaryota; Metazoa; Arthropoda; Insecta; Hymenoptera; Vespidae
Product: odorant receptor 85c-like
Exons: 8
Coding region: 315-1484 (389 amino acids)
Biological process (GO): detection of chemical stimulus involved in sensory perception of smell; sensory perception of smell
Cellular component (GO): plasma membrane
Molecular function (GO): odorant binding; olfactory receptor activity
Source: RefSeq, a predicted model, not a curated record
UUCAAAAUGAUCACAAUGAAACGACGACAAGAAGAUUGCUAUAGUGUUUCUCAGUUCAACCGAUAGUAUUCAUAUGACGAACACCAUAAAAAAGAGAAACUUUGAAUCUAACGAGGAAAUAGGAUGCAACAUAUAAAGAAGCGGGGUAUACAUGAUGGAAGGUCUUUAUCGUCGUUACCCUAACACCCCAAUGGAAAAGUUACUUUACGUGAAACUUUCUUUCGCGACGACGAUAUCAACAAUCCCCUUAGUUUACAACGGGGGUUGUUCGACCGUUUUAAUGUCAGUCAGUUGUGAACCUUCAAAGGGAUAACAUGAAGACAAAAAUAGAAGCAAUAGACGUAACUGAAGCAAUGAAGUCGUUGCUAUGGAACAGACAAUUAUUGAAAUAUGUUGGAAUUUGGCCACUCGAGAUUUCUAAUGCUCUAUUUCUUUUUUUUUUCAUAUAUCUUUUCUUACAUUGUUCAUUUACAUUUGCCGAAUUGACACAUAGUAAACACGAUAUCGAAGUUAAUAUGGCAAUUUUCACCGAAAACGUAUUGCUCUUAAUGACGCUAACGAAAAUAACAACAUGCUGGAUGAAUAGACGAUCAUUAAGAAGUUUACUCGUCGAAGUAAAAAAUAAUUUCAUCGUCGACAAUUACAAUACUAUCGAGAAGAGAUUUAUAUUCAUGAAAUAUACCAAAUUGGCGAAAUAUUAUCUUUUAGUGGCAGUACCAACUAUGACUUUUGCAACAUCAUCUUAUUACAUUCGUGCUUUGUUGCCUAACGUGCAAAUGGCGAUGAGAAAUUCAUCAUUGAGUUACAAACUACCGUACAAAACACGAACCAUCGUCGAUAUACGCGACAUUAGGAUCUAUAUUUUUCUCUGUAUUUAUCAGAUGUUGGUAGUACCGAGUAUUGUAUUAGGUUUCGUUGGAUUUGAUUGUUUGUUCGCCAAUCUUUCAUUUCAUAUUACCGCACAAUUUGGAAUACUUAGUUGUAUGCUCAGAGAAAUUCUCGACGAUUCUAAUGCAUUUCAAUGUAAUAUAAGAGAACUUGUAUUACGGCAUUACAAAUUGAUAAGGCAAGCAAAAACAUUGGAAGAUAAUUUUAAUGUAAUAAUAUUGCAACAAUUAAUGGGAUCAACGUUUCAACUUUGUGCAUCUGGUUAUAAUACAAUUCUGAACUCUGUGAACAAAGAAGGAUUAACGUUAUUCAUAUUCUGUUUUUAUGCUACGAGCACAUUGUGUACAUUGUUUGUUUAUUGUUACAUCGGCGAGUGUCUAAUUCAGGAAAGUUUGAGCCUGAGCAAUGCAUUUUAUCGUUACGAGUGGUAUAACGUGUCACCAGUGAAUUUAAAAAUGGUUCAAAUUUGCAUGUUGCGAAUGAAGACACCACAGCAACUAACGUCCGGUAAAUUUUUCGUUCUAUCAUUGGCCUCGUUUACCGACAUUCUCAAAACUACGAUGGGAUAUCUGUCAUUACUGCGAACACUUCUGUGAAGAUUUUUUUGUAUUCUUUUUAGGUUCACUUAUUAAAGAGAACACUUUUAUUUCUUCUAUUAAUUAAACAUCGUUCUAAAUCAGUUGGUGCACUUUUUAUUAAAAAAAACAAAAAAAAAAAAAAAAGAAAAACAAACAAAACGAAAAAAAAAAGAAGAGAAAGAAAGACAAAUAUCCGUUUCAUUUUUUUUUCAUACUUUCUUUUUUCGCGUUAAUCCAACAUCAUUUCUUUUUUGCGAAUAUUAAUAUAAAUUAACGUGCAUUAUUUAAUAAUAGACAAAAUUUUUGAACUUUACGUCGAUCGUGAUAUCUCAAACGGAAAUCUUGUCGUGUAUA